Molecule: messenger RNA, 1010 nt
Organism: Telopea speciosissima
Lineage: Eukaryota; Viridiplantae; Streptophyta; Magnoliopsida; Proteales; Proteaceae
Product: probable WRKY transcription factor 57
Exons: 3
Coding region: 72-1010 (312 amino acids)
Biological process (GO): regulation of DNA-templated transcription
Molecular function (GO): DNA-binding transcription factor activity; sequence-specific DNA binding
Source: RefSeq, a predicted model, not a curated record
AUACUCGCCGGCCGGAGAACAAGAAUUCUGAAAUCACAGAAAGGAUCUUCGCCGGAAUUGCGGUUUUGGAGAUGGAGGAAGAGAGUAGUAAGCCAGGACCAGAGAGUACAGAGUUCUCAGGGCACACGAGCUGGAACAGCAACUACUUGUUCAGCAGCGAACGAGAGAGCAGUAUUUUAAGCGAAUUCGGAUGGAAUUUGCAGCAAGAAACGUUGGUUAGAGAUCCAGAGACCUUUAGUUACUACUCUGCCUUCAAUCAGAUCGAGUUGGACGAGAACUCGUAUUUGGCGGGAAGCCUCAGUUCACAAUCACAACAGAGCCAAACAACGAUUAUCGUUCCUACUAGAUCUGUAUCGGUUAAUGAUAAAUCUCCGAGCGGUGGUGAUGCAUCAUCGCCUUCGAAUCAACCGUCGGUUUCUUCAAGCUCCACCGAAGAACCGCCGGAAAAUUCGACGGGAUCUGACGGAAAACUCCCUAAGAUAGCUAGUAGUGAAGGUAAAAAAAAGGGGCAAAAACGGAUUCGACAACCAAGGUUUGCAUUCAUGACUAAGAGUGAAGUUGAUCAUCUUGAAGAUGGCUACAGGUGGCGAAAAUAUGGACAAAAAGCAGUCAAGAAUAGCCCAUUUCCUAGGGGAUAUUAUAGGUGUACAAACAGCAAAUGCACAGUGAAGAAGAGAGUGGAACGCUCAUCUGAAGAUCCAUCCAUUGUGAUCACAACAUACGAAGGCCAACACUGUCACCAAACAGUUGGUUUCCCAAUUGCUGGUAUCACUCCUCAUGAUCAGUCUGGCUUUGUUUCGAGCCGUGUGCAAUUCCCAAUAGGAAGAGGGUCACUUCAUGUCAGCCAAUUGCACCUGCAGGCCUCAGGUGAAGUAGUAGUAGGGCAAUCUCAUCAAGGCAGCAGCAGCAGCUUGUCCAAGCAGCAGCAGGUGAUGUUGCCUGAUUCAAUGACGAACGAAGGAUUGCUUGGUGAUGUUGUACCUGCUGGAAUGCGUAGCCUGAUGAAUUGA